Kalmanozyma brasiliensis GHG001 is the source of this 774-nucleotide messenger RNA. Its product is annotated as Small GTPase superfamily. Gene Ontology annotation, cellular component: endosome. The record is from RefSeq and is a predicted model, not a curated record. Bases 1 to 774 code for a protein of 257 amino acids. Lineage: Eukaryota; Fungi; Basidiomycota; Ustilaginomycetes; Ustilaginales. Gene Ontology annotation, molecular function: GTPase activity; GTP binding. The transcript has a single exon.
AUGUCCGCUGCUCCAACGACCAACGCUGCCGCUGGCGAGGCUCCCGCCGCCGCUGCGCCCCAAAAGCCGUUCCAGACCAAGCUCGUUCUGCUCGGCGAAGCCGCCGUUGGCAAAUCGUCCGUGGUCCUGCGUUUCGUCCAGAACGACUUCCAGGAGAACAAGGAGCCUACGAUCGGAGCUGCCUUCCUGACCCAAAAGUGUCGUCUCGAGGACCGAUUGAUCAAGUUCGAGAUCUGGGACACGGCGGGGCAGGAGCGCUUCCACUCGCUCGCACCCAUGUACUACCGCAACGCCCAGGCUUCCGCCGUCAUCUACGAUGUGACGAAAGCAAGCUCGUUCGAGAAGGCCAAGUCCUGGGUCAAGGAGCUGCAGCGUCAGGCCAAUCCCAACAUCGUGAUCGCGUUGGUGGGCAACAAGAUCGAUCUGCUCAACGAAACGACUGCCGAGGCGGGUGAGGAGGAGGAGGACGAGACAGCAACAGCAAACGAAUCGACACCAAGUGGAGAUUCGGCAAGGGCUGUGCCCAAGGACGAAGCCGAGGCGUACGCCAAGGAGGGUGGGCUGUUGUUCUUCGAGACCUCUGCAAAGACCGGCGAGGGCGUGGUGGAGGUGUUCACCGAGAUUGCGAAGAAGAUCCCGAUCGAUCUUCAUCUGGCUAAGAAUGCGGCGGCUGGUCCCGCGAGUGGUGCCAGACAGGCAAGUGGUGGGCAGGCCGCUGGCGUCGAUCUGCAGAACAACCAGCAGGGGGCGAGGAAGGACGCUUGCAACUGUUAG